Molecule: messenger RNA, 2197 nt
Organism: Fusarium redolens
Lineage: Eukaryota; Fungi; Ascomycota; Sordariomycetes; Hypocreales; Nectriaceae
Exons: 8
Coding region: 48-2108 (686 amino acids)
Biological process (GO): regulation of DNA-templated transcription
Cellular component (GO): nucleus
Molecular function (GO): DNA-binding transcription factor activity, RNA polymerase II-specific; transcription cis-regulatory region binding; zinc ion binding
Source: RefSeq, a predicted model, not a curated record
CUAACAAAUCCCCCAGGUCCACCUCUAACGAUACAAAGAUAACCGAAAUGGAGGUUCCAGCUGAAAAGGCGCAGCAGCAUCAGGUUGCAUGCUUCAGCUGCCGUGCAUCGAGGCAGAAAUGCGAUCGCCAGGAUCCUUGCUCUCGCUGCGCUUCUCAUGAUCGCAUUUGUAAAUAUCCAGCUCGUUCGAACCGGGGUCGUAAGCAUGGUAGUACAAACAAACCAGAUAGUUUAGAAAAGCUCCUCGCUCGUAUCGAUGAAAGCGGUGCUCGAGAGGAAGUCCUUACAGCUCUUCUGGGACAAACUCUCCCCAGUCCAAAUACUACUGUUUCUAUAAGAGGAACCCCGUGGACACAUGGACAGGGGACUGAUUCAGCGCCUGAGCAUGGCCACGAUACUAGUCAAUCGUCACGCUCUGUCACUUAUCGACGUUCGGUCAGUUAUGAUGAGAGUGAUGAUGCGGAUGGAUUGGUAUCACCUAUAACUAUGGUCACCGCUGCUAUCUCGAUGAAUUCCUCUGAGGCUUGUGACAGACUUAGGUCUCAGAUGCCGAUGCAGCCGGGUAUGCGUGAAGCUAUCAUGGCACCGAUAAAAGAACGACUAGCCUUGUAUUUUGCUUCACAUAGAGCCCAGCAGAAAGACUGGGAGAUUCUAGCAACUCAAGCAGUUGACUCUCCCUUCAAGCUAGAGAGAGGCACUUGCGAUCCACUUGCUUCAAGGUUGAUCGACGAUAACGACGCUUCACUGUACUUCCAACUAUUCUUCCAGAUUCGCCAUCCUCUGAUCGGCCUUCUAGACGCCACAUUACAUACCCGCGAAUAUGUCUACGGAUGCUCAUUCACCUUGUUCUCUGUCAUCUGCGCUCUCGGGUGUGCUGUUUCAGCGCGUCCCCGUGAUCGAGCUAUCUAUCCAGUUCUGUCAUCCUUAGCCAGCGGUAAUAUCAGAUGGUGUAUCGCCGCGUCGGUGAAAUCCCUUUCAACCAUCCAAGCCAUCAUCACUUUCCAUUACUGGGCUCCCCUCGCCCCAAGGCAAGCAGAUGAUCCGUACUGGCUAUCACUAAGCCAUGCUGUUCAGCUGGCCAAGGAGAUGGGUAUUAACAGAUCAGACAUUGUGAAAGAAUACGUCAACGCAGAAUUUCCAAAUGCUUCACCAGAGUUGACCGAGAGAUACACCAGAAACUACGAAAGAACAUGGCUGUACACUUUUAUCGCAGAUAAAGGCUUUGGAGCCUUGAAUGGACGCUUGCAGUGUAUGAGCUGGAAGGCGGUACCUCGUACCGCAGUAGAUUGGUGGAAAUCACCUAUGGCAGAACCAACAGACCGUAUCAUCAGUGGAGUGAUUGAGAUUAGGGGGCUAUUGCUCCAAGCUAUGGAGAAACGGAGACAUAUAGUCUCGACGCCAGCUUCAAUCCUAGAAUGGCACAAAGAAGCUUGCGAUCGCCUGACCCGCGUCCGCAACGAACGCUGUCAACCCGAUGACCUGCCAUCUUCAAGAUGUCUCCCAAUACUGGCUUUUUACAUGGAUCAUAGUAUUCUGGUGUUCAACGCCCAGGCUUUACGAGAUUUGACUGCCUCUGAAGAGAGCGCAGCGGCAUCAGCACUUUUGAUCAUUCAGAGAAAAAACAUUGAAGUCGCCGGUCGUAUCUUUGACCAUUUAGUCACAGACAAAGUAAUGAACGACGUCUCAGUUGGUUUUCAGAAUAACCAGUUCAUUAUGAUCUGUCAUGCCAUGACCGAGAUACUACGGGCUGUAAAGAAAGGCGGCAUCACAGCAGAAGAAACUGCCGCCGCUGCAGAAAAAGUCAUCAGUGUUAUUCCAUUCUUUGACCGUGUGGUACAACACCUCCCCGCGACAUCGUCAGCACAUUUAUACUUUGAUCUUGCUCGUUUUUUUGCAUGCCAGAUUGACUCUCUAAUUGCGGCACCUGAUCCACAAGCUAUGCGAGAAACGAUUGAUCAAGGGAUGUUUACGGAUGAGUGGUUCAAAUCUGUGGAUUCGGGUGUGCCAGAUGUUGCGACGUUUAUAGAUAUGGGAUAUUUGGGGAUGGAUCAGUCAAUGAUGGAUGCAAAUGGAUUCUUCGAUUUUAAUGACUUCAAUGGGAUGGCAUAAAGGUUUGACGGCAUCGGUAUUGGGGGUCAGGCGUGGGUAUUUUGUGGUCAGCUAUACUAUAUCGAAUUGAAGGCACUUCAAAGUCCAAC